Molecule: messenger RNA, 660 nt
Organism: Penicillium manginii
Lineage: Eukaryota; Fungi; Ascomycota; Eurotiomycetes; Eurotiales; Aspergillaceae
Exons: 3
Coding region: 1-660 (219 amino acids)
Source: RefSeq, a predicted model, not a curated record
AUGGCUGCUGGUAGUGGUCAAUGGUAUUUCGGUAAUCAGGUCGAGGAUACGUUCACUGCGUCGGAAAAUUAUGCUAGUGUGAAGAUCACAGCAACAGCGCCCCAGAUGCACAAAAACAAGCGCGAAGUGUCUCCAUUGGCUUCUUUGGAUGAAAAGGAUUGUCUCUCAAAUUUCAAGAGUCUCGUCGAUAACUGCGACACCGACACCACGACUAAAAAGCAAGGUGGCGAGCUUUCAACGAAGGAUGGCUCCUUUUGGAGCAUUAUAAUAAAUCGCGAUACCACCGUCAGAGAAACAUCUUGCAACAAUAUUCAAACAGACUCCAUGAUGCCUGUUGAUCGAGAUCUCGUCAAGGGCCAGCUCCACGAGUUGUGUAAACAUGAUUUCGCAGACGCCGCUCAUCCGAACAGCCCUCACUGGUACCGGAUUUCUAGCUACGGUGGAAACAUUGAGGUGGACAUUCGAUUUGCCGACGAUCAAACAAAUUGCUCACUCAUGAAGGCAAUUGACAACUGUGAUACGGACACGACAACUGAGAAGUAUGGCGGAGCCUUGCUUUUCAACACCGACCAUGGCUGCUGGAGUGUGAAUGUUGGCUUCCCUCUUAUGAAAGACAAGUCAAAGUCGGACAAGCUCGGUUAUAACAGUGGCGAAUUGUAA